AUGAUGACAUUAACCUCAGUCUAACUCUGGAUACCUGUUGAGAGCAGUGAGGAAAAGACAGAAAGAGAGAAAAGGGGAAAAGUGUGUAACAAGGAACAACAAGAUAGAGGAGGGGAAGACUGACAGAAGACAGGACACUGGACAUUAUCCACUUGGAAGUCUCAAGGACCACAGGACAGCUGCAGAGCUCCAGACGAGUAGCCCUACCAGCCAGCCUUACCGUCUCCCCAGCAGAGGUACAGACCAGUAGCUCUACCAGCCAGCCUUACCGUCUCCCCAGCAGAGGUACAGACCAGUAGCUCUACCAGCCAGCCCUACCAUCUCCCCAGCAGAGGUCCAGACCAGUAGCUCUACCAUUUUCCUCAGAAUGGCUCUCUCCGGACCGGGUGGCUUCCUCUCUGAGGAUCAGUUCAUCUGUUCUAUCUGCCUGGAUGUGUUCACCAACCCAGUCUCCACACCCUGUGGUCACAGCUACUGUCUGGACUGCAUCUCCACCUACUGGGAUGGAGGAGGAGGGAAGACGUGUGUGUGCCCGCUGUGUAAGGAGAGCUUCAAGAAGAGGCCGGAACUUCACAUCAACCGCACCCUGAAGGAGAUCACCGAGCAGUUUAAGAAGAUGGCGGACGGAUUGGACCGGGGGGCCAUGGUGUUUGAAGGAGGGAUUGAGAGUCAAGGUUGGGGUGGCAGUGGAAAUGAGGGGGUGUCAUACGGGGUUGAGCGUCCUCCGGUCCCUCCAAGACCCCCAGGGAUGGGUGUGAUGCCUGGGGAUUUGUUGUUGGAGAUGAAGACCAGGUUCCAACGACCAUCGAACUCCAGAACCCCUCCGCCCGUCCUCCACCCCCACCCACCCUCACCCUUCUCCUCCAACACCACCGCCCUCUCGCCCCCCGCCCCUCCUGUUGUCCCACGCAGAUACACCCUGAGCGGGCCGGCUGAUUCCUUCACCGACGCGCCUCUCUGUCCUGAACACCAGAGGGGACUGGAGUUCUUCUGCCGGACAGACCAGACGUGUGGGUGUGCCGUGUGCAUGGAGGGAGAGCACCAUGGACACCAGGUUAUACCAGCCAAGAGAGAGUGGCUCAUUAAGAAGUCUCAGUUGGAAAUCACAGAGGCAGAGCUGAGGGACAUGAUCACACAGAGAGAAAAGAAGGUGGAGGACAUCAGGACAUCACUGGAGAACAUACAGGUGUGUGCGGAGCAUGAGACAGCAGGCAGCAUGCAUGUGUUCUCUGCCCUGGUGAGCUCUGUGGAGAGGAGCCAGGCAGAGCUGUUGGAGGUGAUAGAGAUGUCACAGCGGGCUGCACAGCACCGAGGACAGACCCUCAUCAGAGACCUAGAGCAGGAGAUCUCUGAGCUGAGGAAGAGAAGCGCUACCCUCACCCAGCUAGCCCAGUCUGAUGACUACGUACUUUUCUUCAAGACAUUCUCCACCCCGCCUCAGACCAGGGAUUGGUCGGAUGCUGUUGUGACCUCUGACCUCACCUCAGGGGCGGUGCUUCUGACUGUCAAUCAAAUGGUGGAGCGGUUUCGGGAGGAGCUCAAGAGACUGCCGGAGAUCUGUCUGCGUCCUCAACCUCAAACAGACCAAUCCGUGGGGAGAUAUAGUCCAAGGUUGCGUCCUCAACCUCAACCAGACCAAUCUGCGGGAAGAUGUAGUCCAAGUUUGUGUUCUCCACCUCCACCAGAACACUCUGUAGGAAGAGAUAGUCCAGAUUGGCUUUCUCAACCUCAACCAGACCAGUCAGUGGGAAGAAAUCCAAAACCAAAGGUGAGGAGAGUGCAGGAAUAUGCAGUGGACAUAACCCUGGACCCCCUCACCGCCCACCCACGCCUGCUCAUCUCCGACGACGGCAAGCAGGUGCGCUGCUGGGACCGCUACCAGCCCGUGGCGGACGGCCCUGAGCGCUUUGACCGUGUGGUCUGCGUCCUCGGGCGCCAGGCCUUCUCUUCGGGACGCCAUUACUGGGAGGUGGAGGUGGGUGGGAAAACGGACUGGGACCUGGGCGUGGCUAGCCACUCCAUCAACAGGAAAGGGAAGAUCAUAGUAAGCCCCGCCCACGGCUACUGGUUCCUGAGUCUCCGGGAUAAGAACGACUACGCGUUCCGAACGGAACCGUCGACAGCGCUGGGCCUCAACCACAAACCCAACCGUAUAGGGAUCUACGUAGACUGUGAUAAGGGACAGGUGUCCUUCUAUAACGUGGACGCUAAGAUGCUCAUCUAUACAUUCACCGACAGCUUCUCGGAUGUCAUUCAUCCCUUCUUCAGCCCUUGCACCAAUAAGUCUGGCAGGAACGAGGCGCCGCUCAUCAUUUGUCCUGUCUCGAUGCCUCUGGUGGACUGA
Oncorhynchus gorbuscha (pink salmon) is the source of this 2344-nucleotide messenger RNA. Its product is annotated as E3 ubiquitin-protein ligase TRIM21-like. NCBI's taxonomy places the organism in Eukaryota, Metazoa, Chordata, Actinopteri, Salmoniformes, Salmonidae. Gene Ontology annotation, molecular function: zinc ion binding; protein binding. The record is from RefSeq and is a predicted model, not a curated record. The coding region runs from base 368 to 2344 and encodes 658 amino acids. The transcript is spliced from 14 exons.